This is a messenger RNA of Racocetra persica, 215 nucleotides long. The record is from the annotation of a GenBank genome assembly. NCBI's taxonomy places the organism in Eukaryota, Fungi, Glomeromycota, Glomeromycetes, Diversisporales, Gigasporaceae.
UUACGCUUAGUGACAUCUUAUUAGAUAAUGGAACCAACGUUACCGUAAAUUUAGAAAGAAUUGUUGAUAAUAAGAAUAUUUCAAAAUAUCAACUAUAUAAUAAAAGUGUUAGUAACAACUCGGAACAUGACCAAAACAUGGAUAAAUUGAUUAAUGUUGUCUCUGAAAUGUUUAAUCAAUCAAAAAAUAGCAUGCAAGCCGAUGACAUUGAAAAU